GUGACGAAUCCACUUGUCUCCCCUGAUUUCACCCCGUUCUUGACGUUCUUUGACUGGAUGUGUCGACCGUUGGCUGCUUCUCUUUGCACGGAGCAUCCUGUGGAACCGUUUCAUAUCCAGACAUGACUCGAUAAUUGACCCUAUCGGUCUCCGCCCUCGUGGUCCACCAGCUGGAAGGCUUCACUCACUCAUGCUGACUGCUCAGGUCUCAAUGCUUUUCCCAGGUGGAGGGACUAAUUCCCCCUCCCCCCCUCCCUGAGUGUUUCUGCUCGAUUGACCUCACGGCCCAGACGAACCGGCUAUUCAGCCAUCUCAUCUCGGGGUGGUGCCAUGUGGGAUUUGUAUUUAAAGAGAACCUCGUCUACCUGGCAUCCGGUCAGAAAUCAUUCAUUCUUGAACAGUGGACGUUGAUCGCACAUUUGAAUCUUACCAACCGACCGAUUGUCUUUCCUUAUUCCACCAUCUCUUCAACAUGAAGCUUUCCCUUCUUUCUCUCGCCACUCUGGCCUCGGCUGCUACCCUCCAGCGCCGCAGUGACUUCUGCGAGCAGUACGGAUCCGUCACCGCCGGUGACUUCACCCUGUACAACGAUCUCUGGGGUGAGAGCUCCGGUACCGGCUCCCAGUGCACUGGAGUCGACUCGGCCAGCGGCGACACCAUCGCCUGGCACACCAGCUGGUCCUGGUCCGGUGGCAGCUCAAGCGUCAAGAGCUAUGCCAACGCCGCUCUGACCUUCACUCCUCAGACCCUGAAGAGUAUCUCCAGCAUUCCUACCAGCUGGAAGUGGUCAUACUCCGGCUCGAGCAUCGUCGCCGACGUCUCUUACGACACAUUCCUGGCCGAAUCGGCCAGCGGCUCGAACAAGUACGAGAUCAUGAUCUGGCUUGCUGCCCUGGGCGGUGCUGGCCCCAUCUCGUCGACUGGCUCGACCGUCGCCACCCCGACGCUGUCCGGCGUCACCUGGGAUCUGUACUCCGGCCCCAACGGGGACACCACCGUCUACAGCUUCGUCGCCAGCUCGACCACCGAGGACUUCUGCGGUGACCUCAUGGACUUCUACAACUACCUGGUCGAGUACGAGGGUCUCUCUGACAGCCUCUACCUGACCACCCUUGAGGCCGGUACCGAGCCCUUCACUGGCUCCGACGCCAAGUUGACCGUCUCCGAGUACUCCGUCUCUAUUGCGUAAAUCAGACGUUGAGUGUUACGAAAGAUCUCCAACCGUGGUGCGUGGACGGACGGAGCUUGACAGGAGGCGGCGGUGGUGGGGUGGGGAGGAGGGGAGAAUGUAGGCGCUGUGUUUCAGCUCCUAGAUAGGAUACCAG
This is a messenger RNA of Aspergillus saccharolyticus JOP 1030-1, 1325 nucleotides long. It is a transcript of the gene xgeA, whose product is annotated as putative endoglucanase. Lineage: Eukaryota; Fungi; Ascomycota; Eurotiomycetes; Eurotiales; Aspergillaceae. The transcript is spliced from 2 exons. Gene Ontology annotation, biological process: polysaccharide catabolic process. The record is from RefSeq and is a predicted model, not a curated record. Bases 473 to 1189 code for a protein of 238 amino acids. Gene Ontology annotation, molecular function: cellulase activity.